This is a messenger RNA of Entelurus aequoreus (snake pipefish), 3701 nucleotides long. Its product is annotated as basic immunoglobulin-like variable motif-containing protein. Gene Ontology annotation, cellular component: nucleus. Gene Ontology annotation, biological process: nucleotide-excision repair. The transcript is spliced from 10 exons. Gene Ontology annotation, molecular function: single-stranded DNA binding; DNA endonuclease activity. NCBI's taxonomy places the organism in Eukaryota, Metazoa, Chordata, Actinopteri, Syngnathiformes, Syngnathidae. The coding region runs from base 271 to 1617 and encodes 448 amino acids. The record is from RefSeq and is a predicted model, not a curated record.
UUAUAUUGCCUCCUGAGACCCCUAUUAACUCCGAAUGGUUCAGUCCGUCAACGCCAAACCGGAAGUGACCGCGGGCGAAGAGGAAGUUGGUGAGCGUUAAUUGUUGACAUGUUAGCAAGCUAAUGUCCUCCCUGCUGGCUAAUAUGUGACUACUUUGGACAAGAAAUGUACUUUUGAAAGAACACUUUGGUUUGUUGUGUUUGCACCUGCUGCUGAUUGUAAGUCCUUCGCCACCGCAGCUCCACCCUCACACGGUCCUGCCAGGCCGCCAUGCAAAGACCCGCUGACGGCGAGCAGGAAGGAGACGGCGGCCGCCUCAUCAUCGGCUCGCUCCCCCGGGAGGCGGCGGCGGCCCGUCGGGCUUCCAGCGGCGAGCUGCUCCUUCUUCGCACCUGCCCGGUCACUCACUCCCGGGAGAAGUUCUACACCGUCUGCUCCGACUACGCCCUCCUCAACCAGGCGGCGGCGGUGAGGAAGCAGGACGACGGGCCCGCGGCGCCCAAACCGCCGGCAGCAGCGGCGGACGGCGACAUGGAGGGCGUGACCCCCGGCAACGUGAAGAGCACCCUGGCGUGGGAGAUCGACACCACUGACUUCAAGGCGGUGCUCACACGAAAAAACCGAACGGGGAAGGUGAAGAAGUGGGGCAGCAAGAAGAUGAAGUCGGACCGAGCCAGUCGCAACCUGCAGGACGCCCCACUUCAUGCCUCUCUGGAGGACGUCAAGCAGAGGAAAGUCCUGGACCUCAGACGCUGGUACUGCAUCAGUCGGCCACAAUACAAGACGUCAUGUGGGAUUUCAUCGCUGGUGUCGUGUUGGAACUUCCUGUACAGCACGCUGGGCGCAGGAAGUCUGCCGCCCAUCUCUCAGGAGGAGGCGCUACACAUUCUGGGCUACCAGCCGCCGUUUGACGACAUCAAGUUCGGGCCGUUCACAGGAAACGCCACGCUCAUGCGGUGGUUCCGGCAAAUCAACGACAACUUCCGCGUGCGAGGCUGCUCCUACGUCCUGUACAAGCCGCACGGCAAACACAAGACGGCGGGAGAAACAGCGGAGGGAGCGUUGCUGAAGCUGACCCAAGGCCUGAAGGACAACUCCAUGGCGUACAUCUACCACUGCCAGAACCACUACUGCUGCCCUGUGGGCUUUGAGGCCACGCCCCUCAAAGCAGCCAAGGCCUACAGAGGUGCUCUGCCCAGCAGUGAGAUGGAACACUGGAUCCUGAUAGGAGAACCCAGCAGGAAGCACGCAGCCAUCCACUGUAAAAAGUGGGCCGACAUCGUGACCGACCUCAACACCCAGAACCCCGAGUACCUGGACAUCCGCCACCUGGAGAAGGGCAUCCAGAGGCGCACCACUAAAAAGGUGGGCGGCAACCUGCACUGCAUCAUGGCCUUCCAGAGGGUCAACUGGCAGAAGAUGGGCCCCUGGGCUCUCAACCUGGAGAACCUGCGACACCACGCGGAGGACGCGCAGGCCAGGCCGUCCGCCAAGCACCUGGUCCAGCUGGGCCGCUCGCACAGCACGGGGAGCCAGGACGCCGCCUGGAGGCACCUGUCCAACACGGCCGAGUACCGCCAGAGGAGCUCCCCCGACAGCGACCUGGAGGAGGACUGAAGAUGCUGUGGUACUUUGUGUGGUGACAUCAUCAUCCUGGGACAGUAGUUGCAGGAUGAUGAUGGUCCUUUCUUCCUACAACAUGUGUGGUGACAUCAUCAUCCUGGGACAGUAGUUGCAGGAUGAUAAUGAUGGCCCUCUCUUCCUACAACAUGUGUGGUGACAUCAUCAUCCUGGGACAGUAGUUGCAGGAGGAUGAUGGCCCUUUCUUCCUACAACAUGUGUGGUGACAUCAUCAUCAUGGGACAGUAGUUGCAGGAGGAUGAUGGUCCUUUCUUCCUACAACAUGUGUGGUGACAUCAUCAUCAUGGGACAGUAGUUGCAGGAGGAUGAUGGCCCUCUCUUCCUACAACAUGUGUGGUGACAUCAUCAUCCUGGGACAGUAGUUGCAGGAUGAUGAUGGUCCUUUCUUCCUACAACAUGGGUGGUGACAUCAUCAUCACGGGACAGUAGUUGCAGGAUGAUGAUGGUCCUUUCUUCCUACAACAUGUGUGGUGACAUCAUCAUCAUGGGACAGUAGUUGCAGGAGGAUGAUGGCCCUCUCUUCCUACAACAUGUGUGGUGACAUCAUCAUCAUGGGACAGUAGUUGCAGGAUGAUGAUGGUCCUUUCUUCCUACAACAUGGGUGGUGACAUCAUCAUCACGGGACAGUAGUUGCAGGAUGAUGAUGGUCCUUUCUUCCUACAACAUGUGUGGUGACAUCAUCAUCAUGGGACAGUAGUUGCAGGAGGAUGAUGGCCCUCUCUUCCUACAACAUGUGUGGUGACAUCAUCAUCAUGGGACAGUAGUUGCAGGAUGAUGAUGGUCCUUUCUUCCUACAACAUGGGUGGUGACAUCAUCAUCACGGGACAGUAGUUGCAGGAUGAUGAUGGUCCUUUCUUCCUACAACAUGUGUGGUGACAUCAUCAUCAUGGGACAGUAGUUGCAGGAGGAUGAUGGUCCUUUCUUCCUACAACAUGGCUGGUGACAUCAUCAUCCUGGGACAGUAGUUGCAGGAUGAUGAUGGUCCUUUCUUCCUACAACAUGUGUGGUGACAUCAUCAUCAUGGGACAGUAGUUACAGGAGGAUGAUGGUCCUUUCUUCCUACAACAUGGCUGGUGACAUCAUCAUCCUGGGACAGUAGUUGCAGGAUGAUAAUGAUGGUCCUUUCUUCCUACAACAUGUGUGGUGACAUCAUCAUCAUGGGACAGUAGUUGCAGGAGGAUGAUGGUCCUUUCUUCCUACAACAUGUGUGGUGACAUCAUCAUCCUGGGACAGUAGUUGCAGGAUGAUGAUGGUCCUUUCUUCCUACAACAUGUGUGGUGACAUCAUCAUCAUGGGACAGUAGUUGCAGGAUGAUGAUGGUCCUUUCUUCCUACAACAUGUGUGGUGACAUCAUCAUCAUGGGACAGUAGUUACAGGAGGAUGAUGGUCCUUUCUUCCUACAACAUGGCUGGUGACAUCAUCAUCCUGGGACAGUAGUUGCAGGAUGAUGAUGGUCCUUUCUUCCUACAACAUGUGUGGUGACAUCAUCAUCAUGGGACAGUAGUUGCAGGAGGAUGAUGGUCCUUUCUUCCUACAACAUGGGUGGUGACAUCAUCAUCAUGGGACAGUAGUUGCAGGAGAAUGAUGGCCCUUUCUUCCUACAACAUGUGUGGUGACAUCAUCAUCCUGGGACAGUAGUUGCAGGAUGAUGAUGAUGGUCCUUUCUUCCUACUUUUUACACACUGACUAAUCACAGCUUGCUGUGGCCAUUUUUGAUCAUUUUCAUUUUCAAAACCAACACAAUAUAUUUAUAUUUUUUAACUUUUCAGGGCUGCUCUCGGAAGGGUCUCAGUCAUAAAAAUGUUAAAAAUAAGUUAUAUAUUAUUACUUUUGUAAUUCAUGCUUAAAUCUCUUCAUCAACUUCAGGUCUAUUUGUCAAUGUAAGUUUUUUUUUGUUGUUGUUUUUUUAAAGGGCAUAAAACAUGAAAAAAAAACAAAAAAAACUUCAUAUCGACCGAGACUUGAAGUUGAUCUUGAGAUUAAAGCGUUUAUUUUAUUUAAUAAAUGACUUUUUAGCAUUUUUAUGACUUAAGACUUUUUCAGUGGUAUUUAUACUGUGU